CAGCCUUCUCCCCUCCACCAUGUCAUGAUUUGGUGCUUGCAUCACUUCCACUUCCCUUCCUAACGAAAAAUAUAGAACAGGAAAAUAAUAAUGGCAUCUACAUCCUGGCGCACCGAAUACACCCAAUCCCUCCACGACCGCGACGAACGACAAAAAGCCUCCUACGCCCGGAUCGAUAAUUCCCUCAUCAACGCCUGUAAACCUUCCUCUGCCCCUCAUUCCCAUCUCUCCAUCCCCUCCCUCAACCCAAUCCAACUAACCACACCCAGUCACCGACCUCCUCGCCCGUACCAGCGCUCUAGAAGCCGAAAAAGCCGCAACCGCCGCUUCCCAACCAACUCCCUCCCCCUCCACCUCAAACUCAGCUCUCAAACCACUCCCGCCCUCCAAACGAACUGGAUCAGAUUCACCCACCACCGACCCCUCAGCCGUGCAACUCAAGUCCGAUCUAGCACAAGCCUUACUCAGCAAUACAACCCUUCAAACGCGGUUGAAAAACGCAGAAGCAGCGUUGGCAAAGGUACAGACGCAGAGUAAAUCCGACAGCAAGGCGUUGGAGACGGUCACGCGGGAGAGGAAUGUGUUGAGUCAGAAGGUGAGGGAUCGAGAUGAGGAGUUGAGGGGGAAGGCUAGGUUGUUGGAUGUAAGUCGUCUACUCUAUUUUGAUGAGUGGAUGGAGGGGGUGGAUGGGAAAGGUGGGGUGCUAAUAUUUCAUUAUAGGAGGUACAGGAUGAAGUACUAUCGCUUAACUUACAACUCAAUAUGUCUGAACAGACCAUUAAAAAACUGAAGACCGAGAAUAAGGAGCUCAUCGAUCGUUGGCUGGCGUACAAGGGACGAGAAGCAGAGGCUAUGAAUAACGCUUUAUGAUAUCUACGAAAGUCUCACCAUUCAAAAUACCACCAUCAUAUCACAUUACACCAGAAAGAAACAGAAAACAAGGGUAUACAGUAAUAAUGUUUAUUAUGUUGUUUUUUGGUUGUUUGUCCGCUCAGCCGCUCGCUCUGUAAGUGUAUCAUAAUCUCUAAAAUCCACGCUGAUCAUACCCUCAUAAACUCUUCAUAAUACAGUCCGCCUAGACCAGUUGUUUGGUAUAUCCAACUAGC
This is a messenger RNA of Hymenoscyphus albidus, 1106 nucleotides long. NCBI's taxonomy places the organism in Eukaryota, Fungi, Ascomycota, Leotiomycetes, Helotiales, Helotiaceae. The record is from the annotation of a GenBank genome assembly.